Messenger RNA from Porites evermanni, 327 nucleotides. NCBI's taxonomy places the organism in Eukaryota, Metazoa, Cnidaria, Anthozoa, Scleractinia, Poritidae. The record is from the annotation of a GenBank genome assembly.
GCUUUAAAAGGUGAGCCUUUCACGUUGAUAUUUAUAUGGACCAAAAAUGACACUUUACCUAAACGUCCUUCAAAGUGGAUUACAUGUAAUCUGAAUAACACCAUCCUACAGCAGCUCCGCGAGAAGAUAAGCUCAGAAGCACUGAAAGCAAACGACCUGGCAGAGAUCAAGGGUGCCGUGAGUGGGUUAACAACAUUGCCAUUGAAGUCUGAAAACUUCGACCUGAACAAAAGGGAAUUCUACGAUGCGCUCAGCCUUAGGUACCGCUGGACACCGAAGUACCUCCCAUUUACAUGCAUGUCCUGGCGGCAAGAGAUUCGACGUUGA